CUGCAUUCCUCUUCUCAAUCCAGAAAUGAGUGCCUACCGGGGCAAAACUCAAAAAGACGAAGUUCGCGACGAGGAAGGGAGACGUAGAUUCCACGGGGCUUUUACUGGGGGUUUCUCUGCAGGCUAUUACAACAGCGUAGGCAGUCAGGAGGGAUGGCAACCAUCUACGUUCAAGUCCUCUCGGGACAACCGUGCGUCAAGCCGCCCCUCCAGGCAGCGUCCCGAAGACUUCAUGGACGAAGAAGAUGGCUUGUUGGGACGGGAUUUGCAUACACAGUUGCCAUACGAUACGUUGGGAGUAUCGUCCAAGCAGCUCUUGCGGAAGGAGGUAGAAAAAGAGGCGGUCGGGAGCAGCAUUCCGGGCCUGGGUAUGGUCGAUGAACUGCUCGUCCCGACAGAGGUGGCGAUUGGGAAGAAAUUACUUCAGAUGAUGGGAUGGAAGGAGGGAGUGGGAGUGGGCUCACGACAGCGGCGGCCCCGGAAGAAGCGAGGCAAGGACUCGGGGGAAGGGGAGGCAGGGGUGGAGGAGGCGGUGGACGACGACGUGGCCUUCUUGCCCGAGCAUUUGCGAGACGAUUCCACCCUCGUUCAGCAGGGGAAAAUCACAUUUGCCCGGCCCACGCUAGGCUUGACGCUCCUCCCCAGGCCUAAGAAUGACCGCCAUGGGCUAGGGUUCGAUCCCGAGAAAGAUGCUCCGGAGUUGGCGGCCUUCCGGAGGCAGGGCCCGAAUGACUGGGGCGGGGAAGACGACAGUCGAGGGGUUUACCGGAUGGGAGAUGUAUUGGGAAAGGAUACGUCGUCUAGGGCGGGACGGAGGAACGCUUCGGGUUUCGCCUUGGACGAAGAUGAGGAUGACGUGUACGACCAGGUGAC
Nannochloropsis gaditana CCMP526 is the source of this 873-nucleotide messenger RNA. RefSeq names its product g patch domain-containing protein 1. The annotation marks the transcript as partial. Gene Ontology annotation, cellular component: nucleus. The record is from RefSeq and is a predicted model, not a curated record. The transcript has a single exon. Gene Ontology annotation, molecular function: RNA binding. Gene Ontology annotation, biological process: mRNA processing.